Messenger RNA from Prinia subflava (tawny-flanked prinia), 8625 nucleotides. RefSeq names its product cullin-9-like. The record is from RefSeq and is a predicted model, not a curated record. The transcript has 41 exons. The coding region runs from base 386 to 7867 and encodes 2493 amino acids. Gene Ontology annotation, biological process: ubiquitin-dependent protein catabolic process. Lineage: Eukaryota; Metazoa; Chordata; Aves; Passeriformes; Cisticolidae. Gene Ontology annotation, molecular function: zinc ion binding; ubiquitin protein ligase binding.
CUUCCGGCCUCUCCCGGCGGCGCCGGGGCGCUCCGGGGCCGCGGGCACGGUCGGAGCGGCGCUCCCGCCUCGCCGUGAGACGGCUCCCCGCGGACCGGGCUGGGCCCGCCGUGCCCCGCCCGGCUCGCCGUGGCUCCGGGGGCGUAGGGGCGCGGCUCGCCCGUGUGUUCCGCGGCGCCAGGAGCGAGCUGCCCUCGGUGUGUGUGCGCACCGUGCAAGCUCAUUUAAGGAGAACAUCCUUUGCCUUGCGGUGUGGCGUCUAAACGCUGUUACUGUGCACAGGAGAACAGCUCGGUCUGUUUGUUACAGAGACUGCAAGAAGGUUCCCAUCUGGCAUGCUGCAAAUUCCACGGGGGGCAGCACAGCUGAAGCCGGCGCCGCUGCCAUGGUGAACGAGGAGCACAGCGGCGCCCUGCUGCUGCAGCUGGGGCCCGGCCUGCGGGCCCGCCCCGAGGAGCUGCUCCGGCAGCGGCGGGGCCCCGGCGGCCGCCCGGAGUUCCUGGUGCGCUGGAGCGUGCUCGGCCCGGAGCGGAGAGCGGCGGGAGGCGCCUCCUGCGCGGAGGGCGAGGCCGAGAGCAUCUCGCUGUGGAUGUCGGCGGAGGAGGUCGGCGCCGCCUGCCCCGCGCUGCCCGCCCCGAGGGCGCCGGGACGGCAGCGGGAGGCGCCCGGCGCGGGCGUCCCGCCGGACCGAGCCUGGCGCCUGGAGAUGGAGGCCGACGUGCGGGGCCUGGUGCGGCGGGCCCGGCGCCAGCUGGCCGAGGCCGGGCCGCCCGAGGGCUCCGUGCUGAGCACGCUGCGGGUGCUGGGCGCCUACGCCGGCAUCGGCUCCCUGGCGGGCGCCUUCGCGGAGCCGGGAGCCCUGGAGCUGCUGACGGCCUCGCUGCGCCACCGGGAGAGGCGGAUCCGCCGCGGCGCCGCCGAGAUGCUGCGAGCGCUGGGCGCGCACGGGGCAGGGGCCCGUGUGCUGCUGUCCCUGAUCCAGCAGGAUGGCAUUGAGCAGCACAUGGACUUUGAGAGCCGCUGCACCUUGCUGGAGCUGUUUGCUGAGGUCACAUCCCCUGCAGAGCACCGCCUGUCCUUCGAGGGGAUUCACCUCCCGCAGAUCCCCGGGAAGCAGCUGCUGGUGCUGGUGAAGCGCUACCUGCGCGUGACUUCUCUGCUGGACAGGCUGAGCGGCGGCGCAGAGCAGGGAGAGGAGCAGCAGGGCAGUGCCGUGCCCAGCGCCGUCCCUGAGGAGAGCAGCCCUGUGCAGCAGGAGUUUGAGUUCAGCAUGGCCAUGGCAAACCUCAUCUCGGAGCUGGUGCACGCCAUGGGCUGGAGCCACCGGCACGGGGCAGAGCCGCGGCCGCGCCCCGCGUGCUCCAUCUUCCAGCACCAGGGCCCAGCUGGCCCUGCCGUCCAGAAGCCUGUGUUGCCUUCCAACCCUGGUCCUCAGAAAAAGCAGGGCUGUGCCUUCCUGACUGCGUCAGACUUCGCAGACAGCCGUGACUACGUGGAGUACCUGCAGGCAAACCUGGUGCGUGGCAUGCGGGUGCGCUUGCUGGAAGACUGCGGCGACGUCAGAGCUGGCGAGGAGGGCGAGUUUCUGCAGAGCACAAGCAGCAUGCACAUGGUGCAGGUUUUGUGGCAGUCAACGGGCCAGACCCACUGGAUGCGCUGGCACAUACUGGAGAUCGUUGACUUUGGGGACCAGUGGGAGGAUCCUGCUCAGGAAAAGGAAAACAGUGUGAGAAAGAGCUUUAAUGUAGACACAGCUCCACGGCCGUUCCUGCGCAGGCCCCGGGGCGGGCUGUACUCCCUGCCCUACCUGGGGCAGCCGCUGCCCGGGGCUGCGGAGGCGCUGAGCCGCGCCGAGUGGUGGGAGCUGCUCUUCUUUGUGAGGAAGCUGCAGGCACAGGAGCAGCAGGAGAUCGCCUCUCUCAUCCAGCAGCACCGGGGAGAGCAGGUGGACGAGGAGGCGCUGCCGGAGCUGUCGGUGCCCGCGGAGCUGGCCCGGAAGGUGCUGCAGGCGCUGGAGCAGCGGUGCCAGGGCCGCUCUCUGCGGGAGCUGCGCGGCUCCCGCGUCUACGCCCGGCUCUUCCCCGCUCGGGGCCCGGAGCGGGGCGGCGCAGGGAGCGCGGCGGCGCCCUCGGAGGGCGGCAGCGGCCCCGAGGGCGCCGCGGCCGAGGCGGCGGAGGGAGAGCGCUCUGCGGCCCCGGGGCCGGCCCAGGCCCGCGGCGCGGCGGUGCGCUCGGACUCGCAGCUCUUCAGCGAGCUCCUGGAGAGGGAAGGGCUGCUCCUGCCGGAGGCGUCGGAGGAGCAGGGCCAGGCGCUGGGCAGCUCCGAGGGCCCGAGUGAGGGCGGCUCGCUGGCCGAGAUUGCGGCUCUGCUGGACGGGAUCCAGAGCAGCAGCUCGGCGCUGGGGCUGCGCUUGGCUGGGCUCAGGCGCAUCCUGAAGGUGCUGGAGGAGGAGCCGCAGUGGGAGCAGCAAGUGGGCACAGCCCAGGGCGGGCUGGGCAGCGGCGGUGCCGGGGAGAAGCUGGUGCAGGUGGCCGUGGAGCUGCUGAGCUCGGAGGCGGCAGAGAAGGCGCUGGUGGCGGUGACGCUGCGGCUGCUGGCCGUGCUGCUGCUGGCCCGCCGCGAGUGGCGGGUGCCCUUCGCCACGGCGGGCGGCGUGCGGGCCGCGCUGGCCCGCAUGCGGCAGCACGGCCGCUCGGCGCUGGUGCAGCAGGCCGGGCUGGCGGCCCUGAAGGUGCUGCUGGGAGCCGCGGACGCCGAGGCGGGAGGCGCCGGCGGGACGCGCUCGCCCUGGAGCCGCGGCGACGCGCAGAUGAUGCGGGAGAUCUUUGCCAGCAUCGGCUCUGCCUCCGGCGAGGGCUGCGCCGGCCUGCUGAGCAGCAUCCCUGCGGCCCUGAGCGCCGUGCAGAGGGUCCCAGGGGGCUCAUCGGCGGUGCAGAACGGGCUGCUGGUGGUGAACGCGCUGGUGGACGGGCACCGGGGCCUGGCGGAGCAGCUGGCGAGCGCCGAUCUGCUGGCGGUCCUGCAGAGCUGCUGGAGGGCCGGGCCGAGCGGCGGCUGCCCGCGGGCAGGGCUGGCCCUCAGCGCCCUCAAUCGCCUGGCGGAGCACGGGCUGCCCCCGGGCCCGGAGGCGGCAGCAGGCAGAGAGGUCCCGUUGGACCCGGAGGGCGUGCGGGAGCUGCUGGGUGCCCUGGGCGACGGCAGCCUGUCCAAGGAGGUGCUGGUGGCCCUGGAGCGGCAGCUCUGCGGCCCAGGCCCUGUCCCCUCUGGGCAGGGGGCGCAGCUGCUGCGGGACCGCGGCUGCUUCCAGCUGCUGCUGCGGGGCCUGGAGCUGCUGGGCUCGGAGAGGGCUGCGAGCCUGAGCAUCCUCAGGAUCCUGAACAAGUUCCUGGACAGUUACGAGGAGGAUGUGCUGCCUUGGCACGAGUGCGUGGAGCCCUGCGUGUCCCUGCUGAGCAGCCACAGCAGCAGCUGGGAGGUGCUGCAGGAGGUUGUUGGCUUCCUGCACCGCCUGGGCAGCGCCAGCAAGGACUGUGUGGUGGUGAUGUGCCACGUGGGCGCCCACGAGGCGCUGUCCAGAGCCCUGGAAAAGCACAGCACGGUCCCGCCGCCGGCGCCGGCCCUGCUCGAGCUGCUGGCAGAGUGUGAGAGGUACACCGGGCUCUACAAGGAGCUGAGCAGCAGCGUCCUGGCCGGCUGCAUCCAGCUGGUGCUGGGGCAGAUCGAGGAGCACCGCCGCAGGCAGCAGCCCAUCUGCAUCCCCUUCUUCGAUGUCUUCCUGCACAACCUGUGCCGAGGCUCCAGCACGGAGGUGAAGGAGGACAAGUGCUGGGAGAAGGUGCAGGUCUCGUCCAACCCCCAGCAGGCCGGCAGGCUCACGGACAGGAACCCCAGGACCUACUGGGAGUCCAACGGCAGCAGCGGCUCCCACUGCAUCACCGUGCACCUGCAGGCUGGGGUGGUGAUCAGGGAGCUGAGCAUGCUGGUGGCCAGCGAGGACUCCAGCUACAUGCCAUCCCGGGUGGUGGUGCUGGGCGGGGACAGCCCUGCCACCAUCAGGACGGAGCUCAAUGCGGUGAGCAUCCUGCCCUCGGACAGCAGAGUGGUGCUGCUGGAGAACAUGAGCCGCUUCUGGCCCGUGGUGCAGAUCCGGGUGAAGCGGUGCCAGCAGGGCGGCAUCGACACACGCGUGCGUGGCAUCGAGGUGCUGGGGCCCAAGCCCACCCUGUGGCCCCUGUUCAGGGAGCAGCUGUGCCGGCGCACGCUCCUGUCCUGCGCCGCUCGCGCCCACGCCUGGAGCCAGGAGAUCCGCCGGGACCGGGGCCAGCUGCUGCAGCUCUUUGGCAGGCUGAACGGGGCGCUGCAGCACGAGCAGGCCUUCGCCAGCCGCUUCCUUCCCGACGCCGAGGCAGCGCGGGCGCUGGGCAGGACGUUCUGGGAGGCCCUGGUGACACCCCUGGUGCAGAGCAUCACCAGCCCAGGCCCCGCUGGCGUCAGCGCCCUGGCGUGGCUGCUGAGCGAGUACCUGGAGAGCGAGGAGCUGCCGGGCCGCGCCGCGGGCCGCGGGGCCGCCCUCGGGCCCAGCGUGCGCCGCCUCACCCGGCUCCUGGUGCACGUGGACCCCGGCGGCGCCGAGGCGGAGCAGAGCCGAGCAGCAGCCGGUGGGAAGGAGGGCAAGAACAAGGAGGAGCUGGCCAGGAGUGCACAGGCGGCGGUGGAGCAGUCGAGCGGCCUGUGGGGAAUCUCGCAGUGCUGGCGGGGCGUGGUGCAGCAGCAGGUGCAGCGGUUCCUGCAGGCGGCGGGGCAGGCGCCGGACCUCGCGGAGCGCUACUGCCGGCUGUACCAGCGCCUGCGCGGGGCCACGGAGGAGCUCUUUGGCCAGCAGGCCGCCUUCGUGCUGGCCCUGGGCCAGGGCUUUGCGGGGGCUCUGUUGCAGCUCUCCUUCCUGGCCGCCCUGCACGUGAGCGAGCAGUUUGCACGCUACCUCGACGUGCAGAUCCGGGAGCUGCGCGGGGCCGCGGGCAGCGCGGGGCCUCCGGAGCGGCUGCAGCGGUUCCUGGAGCCCUUCGUGGUCUUCAGCGGCCUGGAGCUGGCCCACAGCUUUGAGCACUUCUACAGGCUCUACCUGGGGGACCGGCUGCUGGCACAGGGGCCCUCGUGGCUGGAAGGAGGCGUCGUGGAGCAGUUGGGGCUCUGCUUCCCCAGCCGCUUUCCCCAGGGGAUACUGAGCGACCUGGCCGAGUCGGAGGAGCUGCAGCGCCAGUUCCGCCUCUUCCAGCUGCAGGAGCGGGACCGGCGGCUGCUGGAGACGGGCACGGGCCCGGAGGAGGUGCUGGGAACGGCCCCAGAGGGGGCUGAGGUGGCCGAGGUGGCGGUGCUGGCCCUGUCCCCACGCUGCUGGCCCGUGUCCCCGCUGUGCUACAUGGAGAACCCCGCGAGGAUUUUCCCGGCGGCGCUGAGCUCCCCCCUGGAGGAGUUUGCUGACUUCUGCCGGCAGAGCCAGAGCCAGCCGGGCUGGGAGGGCACCAAGCCCUGCCGGCUGCAGUGGACGUGGCUGGGCCACGCCGAGCUGCAGUUUGGAGACUGCGUGCUGCACGUGUCCACGCUGCAGAUGUGCAUCCUGCUGCGCUUCAACAGCGCCCAGGAGGUGUCUGUGGAGGCCCUGCUGCAGGCCACGGGGCUGCCGGCUGAGCUGCUGCACCACGCGCUGACACCGCUGACCCACGGGCAGGGCGUGCUGCAGGGGAGCUGCACUGCUGGGGGUGCCCUGCGGCUGAACCGGGCAGCGCUGGCGCAGGGCUGCGGGCGCCGGCUGCGGCUGCUGCCCCGGCAGCGGUACCUGCGCACGGAGAGGGCCGAGGUGAGCGCCCUGGAGAGGAAGAGGAACGUGCUGUGCUGCCUCAUCGCCCGCAUCCUCAAGGCCGAGAAGCAGCUGCACGUGGACAGCCUGGUGUUCAGGGUGAUUGACGCCUGCCAGAAGGGAGAGCUGGGGCCUGGUGUGCAGUUCCUGAGCUUCUGCUGCCACAGCGUGGACGUGCUGUCCUGCAUCCUGCACCUGCUGCACCAGGGCUACGUGCGGCGCCAGGAGGGGCGGCCCCAGGUGCUGGAGUACGUCUGUGCUGAGCCCACAGCCCCUCUGGGAGGUCAAGCACAGAUGACAUUCCAGUGCAGGCCAGCCCAGGAAUCUCUGGAGGAGGACAGCAGAGACAGCCUGCAUUGGCAGAGCCCUGGCACAGACAGGGCAGAAGAAUAUCUCAUGGCAAUGCUGCAGGAGCCCACGGGGCACACGCUCAGUCCUGAGGAGGCCAAGCUGCUCAUGAACCAGACAGUACAGCAGGUCCAGGAUACUCUGAGCAUAUCGGAUGAUGUUGCUCAGCACCUCCUCAUGCACUGUAGGUGGAACGUGGAUUUCCUGAUUCAGUCCUAUGUGGAGAACCGUGAGGCCCUGCUCAUCUCCUCAGGACUGCAGGUGCAGGAUGUCCAGCCUCCUCCCAGCCCUGGAACCCCCUGCCCGGUCUGUGUGAACCAGCUGUGUCCCACUGAGAAGCCACCAAUGCUUUGCUGCAUGCAUUACUGUUGCGAGCCCUGCUGGAGGGAGUACCUGACGACUCGCAUUGAGCAGAACCUGGUUGUGAACUGCACGUGUCCCAUCUCCGAGUGCCGCGCGCAGCCCACCACCGCCUUCAUCUACUCCAUCGUGUGCUCCCAGGAGGUCAGAGCCAAGUAUGAACAAGCCCUCCUCAGACGUUACGUUGAGUGUUGCUCCAACCUGACGUGGUGCACCAACCCUCAGGGCUGUGAUCAGAUCCUCCUUAAGGAUGGACUCGGUUAUGGAGCAGCCUGCUCCAAGUGCUCCUGGAUAUCCUGCUUCAACUGCAGCUUCCCAGAGGCCCAUUAUCCUGCCAGCUGCAGCCACAUGUCUCGGUGGGUGGAUGAUGAUGGAUACUACGAGGGAAUGACAAGUGAAGCCCAAAGCAAACACCUGGCCAAGCUCAUUUCAAAGCACUGCCCAAAUUGCCAGGCUCAGAUAGAGAAAAAUGAGGGGUGCCUGCAUAUGACAUGUGCCAAGUGUAACCACGGCUUCUGCUGGCGCUGCCUCAAGCCCUGGAGGCCCAAUCACAAGGAUUACUACAACUGCUCUGCCAUGGUGAGUAAAGCAGCCUGGCAGGAGAAGCGUUUCCAGGACUACAACGAGAGAUGCACCUUCCAUCACCACGCCAGGGAAUUUGCCAUAAGUCUGAGGAACAGCAUUUCUUCCAUCAGAGAGAUGCCAAAAGUUAGGAACUUGACUUUUGUUCUUGAUGCCUGCAAAGUGCUAGAACAGGCACGGAAGGUGCUGGCCUACUCCUGUGUGUACAGCUACUAUAACCAGGACACUGAGAGCAUGGAUAUUGUGGAGCAGCAGACUGAGAGCCUGGAGCUGCUCACCAAUGCUCUGCAGAUCCUCCUGGAGGAAACCCUGCUGCAGUACCAGGACCUGGCCACUGCCCUUGGGCUGCUGAAGGCAGAGCACUUCCGAGCGGGUUUGGAGCUGCUGCGGCAGAUCAGGGAGCGGCUCUUCGCCAUUCUCUGGCACUCCACGCAGGAUUUCCACGUCGGGCUCCAGACCUCAGGAGAUGCUGCUCAGAGAAAGCUGAAACUCUCCAAUGUGCCUGCUUCAGCCCUGGCGUGUGCAGGGCAGAAACGCAUCCUCCUGUGUGACUCCCCCAACACAGACGAAGGUGGGAAGGAGGAUGAGGAUGAGGAGUACGACCCACAGUGGCAGGACGUCUACGAUGACGAUGAUGACCUUGAUGAAGACAACUUUAUGAUGGAUAACGAGUCAGAUGGUGACUCUUACUUUGAUGAUGAUGAUAGCUUUCAUGGCUAAUACUGGAAGUGUUCUGCCACCUUGGACCCCUGCCUCUACUUUGUCUCAACCAGAUUGUGUGAGUGUUUUUCUUCAAAGGUAGGGAGGAGCUCUCAGGUGGAAGAAAACAUUUCCCCUGGAGGUUUCUUGCUCAGUGAUUCUUGAAUAUGCAGGAGCAUGCUCUGGGCAGCUGGUCUGUGUUCCUGUGGCCACCUCUCAGAAAGAUAUCUUGCCUUUUUCCCUCAUCUCCAGUGCUGCUUGUAGGUGUUGGAUUGAGUUAGAAGGUCACAGCCCACCUGCAGAGACAGGACCCUGUUAGAGGCUGCUCCUUGUCCCUGCUGUGCUGUCCCCAGGGGCUGGGCACAGGAGGGUGGCACGUGUCCCAGCACAGCACUGUCUAGCAGUGGCCAGUGUCUAGAAAUGCUGUAAAAAGUUGCAUUUACACUCCAGUUAAAGCCCCCCAACAGGAGCUGCUGGGAUUCUCUCCAGCCCCUGAUGGAUGUGGUUCGGUUCCUCUGGUUUAGAGGGGCUGCAUUUCUGCCCUUUGUUGGAGUUUUCUUUUCUUUUCUGAAGCAGCAAGGGCUGCUAUGAGUGGCACAAGUUUGGAGGAUUGUUUCAGUUUGUAAGUAUAUGCACACAUUUAUUUUAUAUAUAUAAUAUAUAUGCAGAGAUUGUUCAGAUACUACUGUAUCUUUGCAAAAAAAAAAAAAGAAAAAGACAACCCUGAGGAACAAGGGUUGAAAAAAGUUCUGUUUAAAAAAAUAAACAGUUUUCUUCUA